UUGACGUGUGCUUUUGAAAUGAAAUAUCAGAGCAACACAUGGCUUUACUGGUUCAAGCAGAGUGCAGGAGAUACUCUGAAUUUAAUAGUGAUGCAGCAGAGAACGACAUCCCCCAAGUAUCAACCAGAAUUCUCUGAUUCAAGAUUCAAUGUAACAUACACCGAUCAUGGCAGCAAUCUUACAAUUUUAUCAAUAGUUGAACAAGAUGAGGGAAUGUAUCACUGUUCUCAAAAGGACACACUUGAAUCUACGUGGAGUGGGACCUAUCUAUCAAUAAAAGAAAACUCUACGAGAACAUCAAGCUACACCGUGGUUCAGGAGUCAACGUCAGUUCAACCAAAAGACUCAGAGACUCUGCAGUGUUCAGUCCUUUCUGACUCGGGUAACAAAACCUGUUCAGGAGAACCCAGUGUGCUGUGGUUCAGAGCCGGAUCAGCAAAGUCUUUCCCUGAUAUUAUCUAUAUGGAUGCAAAAGGAGCUGGGAAUUGUGAGAAGAGAUCAGACACACAGAAGAGAUGUGUUUAUAACUUCUCUAAGAACAUCAGCUCCUCUGAUGCUGGGACUUACUACUGUGCUGUGGCCACAUGUGGACAGAUAUUAUUUGCAAAUGAAAUAAGCCUUAAAAAAGAUAAAACAAAUGAAACCCAUGUCCUGGUGGUCACAACAGUCACAGCAAUCUGUUUGGUCAUUUCUUUAAUCGGUAAUAUUGUCUUCAUCUACUUUCAAAUUAGAAGAUCACCACAUGAACAAAUUAAAGAAAACUCUUCUUCACAGACAAGACGCAACUUUAACCAAAAAGGAAAUGAUACUGAAAGUGGACCAGAUUUGAACUACGCUGCGUUACAUUUCUCAGAAAGGAAAACGUCAAAAGGAAAAAGGAAGAAAGAGUUAAUGACAGAAGAAAGUGUGUAUUCACAGGUUAGAUGACCAGUGUGAAUGUAUGUUUGUCAAUUUCUAUGCAAAACCUAAAUUGUGAGAUUCUAGAGCAUACUGAUCUGGAUAUGAAAUUAAAAGUUGUGGAUUUAAUUACAAUGCUGAAUGAAAGGCAGAUGUGAUGAAGGAGGAGAAUGUUUUCAGUAUUUUAUUAUGAGUUGGACUACAUAUUGUAAUGUCU
This is a messenger RNA of Fundulus heteroclitus (mummichog), 1114 nucleotides long. RefSeq lists its product as uncharacterized. Bases 19 to 927 code for a protein of 302 amino acids. The transcript is spliced from 5 exons. Gene Ontology annotation, biological process: response to bacterium. Lineage: Eukaryota; Metazoa; Chordata; Actinopteri; Cyprinodontiformes; Fundulidae. The record is from RefSeq and is a predicted model, not a curated record.